Molecule: messenger RNA, 1671 nt
Organism: Maudiozyma saulgeensis
Lineage: Eukaryota; Fungi; Ascomycota; Saccharomycetes; Saccharomycetales; Saccharomycetaceae
Source: the annotation of a GenBank genome assembly
AUGAGUGUACAUGAUUCGAAUGGACAUGAUGUGUGGGCAUCAAAUAGCGAGACACAAUCGCCAUGGAAUGCAAAUGGAACCAAUGAGACAAACUCUCAGAAUAACACCACAACGUUAAACCAGGAUUCAAUUGUUUCUUCCACUUUGAAUAGCUUAACUCUGGAUAAUGAAAAUACUGGCCAUUCGUUGUUUGGUAGUUCAUCCCCAAUUGGUUCCGAAACAAAUAUUUUCAGAGAUUCUCUAGACGAGCCACAAGUACAAUUACCUCAACAAGAUGAUACUAGGGAACAAGGUAUUUGGGGUGGGCCUAACGAUACAGACAAAUUUCCUCCAAUAUCAGAUCCUUUAACUACCACAUUAAACAUAUUUAAUGAUGACGUUAAUAAAGGUGAGGGAUCUUCUAAAACAAAUAAUAUUGAAGAUGAAGAGCACGCAAAUAACGAGGAUUUAGGAGAAUGGAUAAAGGACACUAGGAAACUUUACAAUCCAUUAUUAUCAGAUAUAGUUUCAAUAGAAGAAAUUCCAGAGCGAGAAGGUCUAUUAUUUAAGCAUAUUAAUUAUAAAUUAGUAUUGGCUGUAGAAUUACCAAAUACUGAUCCUUCAGAUACGAAAAAUGUUGUUCGAAGAUACUCGGACUUUGAUUGGUUGCAAGAAGUUCUGUUAAAAAGGUACCCAUUUAGAAUGGUUCCAGAAUUACCACCUAAGAAGAUUAGGACCUCUCAAAAUUUAGAUCAAACAUUUCUUAAGAAAAGACAACAUGGCCUCUACACUUUUAUUAAUUUGAUAAUGAAACAUCCUAUUUUAAAAGAAGAUGAUUUAGUGUUGACAUUCCUGACUGUACCAACGGAUCUUUCAACUUGGAGGAAACAAUUAAAUAAUAAGUUUGAUACCAUUGAUGAGUUUCAAAAUAAAAAAAUUACGAAAAAUUUCAUUAAAUUGUGGAAACCAGAGUUAUCACUUCAUUUAAAUGACGUUGCCAAUUCAAUCGAUAGCACAAUUGAAACAUGGAAUAAGAUAAAUAUCAUUAUCCAAAGAUCUCAAAGAAGAUUACAACAAAAGAUACAUGAGAAUAAAAUAAUGACUAGCUUACUAAAUGAUUUACAAAGAGAGACUCCGAAAAUGUACCCUAUCGACAUAGAUGAAGGGAAUAAUAGAACAGUUCUUGACAUCAAUAACAAUCUCUCUAUUAUAAACAAACAUAUUGUUGACCUAAACACUUUAAAUGAUGAAGAGGUUGCCAAAUUAUCACAAGAAUUAAUUCCAAAAUUUGGUGUAUAUAUUGAUAUAUUAGUAUCGCUAAAGAAUAUGUUUGAAAGAUAUAGAAUAAUGGCCACUAAUAAUAUACCUCAACUACAAAGACAUAUAGAAAUCGACAUGGAAAGACUAGAAUCUAUGAAAGGUAAGCCUGAUUCAAGUGGUACCGAAUACGACCGCUUAAGACUUUCUGUAAAGAAGGAUAGAGCCUCCAUUGUUCAACAAUUGAAUAGAUCAUGGUUAAUCAGGCAAUGUAUUCUUUUUGAGUUUUCUAUUUUCCAAGAGACACAAUUUUUAAUUUCCAAUGCAUUUAAGGACUGGACGAGAUUGAAUGCAAGUACAACAGAGCUCAAUAUGAAUGCAUGGGAAAAAUUAACAAAUUUGAUUGAAAAUAUGGCGUUGUCGAAUAAUUUCUAG